This is a messenger RNA of Brassicogethes aeneus, 780 nucleotides long. The record is from the annotation of a GenBank genome assembly. Lineage: Eukaryota; Metazoa; Arthropoda; Insecta; Coleoptera; Nitidulidae.
AUGCAAGUGAUCAUUGAAAAUCAACAAAAGAAGCUCAUAAAACAAGAUACUAAAUUAGAUGCAAUCUUAUCAGCUGUAAGUAACAUAACCUCAAAAGACAUUCUAAGGAAGCCCCAAGGAAAGAAGGAGCUGCGCCCCAAACCUGAUACGAGCGCCAUUUCUGAAACAGAAGACAAAGUUGAAACGGUGAACGAUUCGACUAACAAACCUAACCUAAACGACUCAUUUAUUACUCUGAUAGACAAUGAUGAACAAGAAGAUCUUAAAGCAUUAUAUCGCAGCUGCGGUUGUCAUGGAAAAGGAACAACUUUUAUAUUUACCGAUUUAGAUAUCAAGGAAGAAGUUUUUUUGGAAUACUUAAAUAAUAUAUUAUCAGGAGGAGUGAUAUCAAAUUUAUUUAAUAAAGAUGAACAAGCGGAAAUAAUUCAAGAGCUUAUUCCUAUCAUGAAGAGAGAAAAUUCCAAAAGAACUUUAAAUCACGAAAUUGUCAUGGAAUAUUUUAUGAACCGAACAUGUCAAAAUUUACAUGUGGUUUUUUGUUUUUCACCGGUAGUUUUGCUUGCACCAGAAAACUCCUGUGGAAACAUUACCGAUGAAGAUUCCGGAAGUGACGACAUGUUUGUAUUGAACAAUCUGCCAGGAAGUCAGCUAAGAGCACCUGCAGAAAUAACUAUAGCUUGUAAAAGGUCAGAUAAUGACACAGACUCUGAUGAAAAAAUGAACUCUUCCCUUGCUCGUCUAAUAAAAAAACCACUGGAAAAUAAAAACAGACCUUAUUGA